AUUAUCUUAAAUAAAAAUUGUUUGAUGUUUUUCUCUUAACAGUCUAACAACCAGUGUAAUAAAAUUAUUAAUUUAUAUUUGACAUUCAAGCUAAUUAUUUUCUCCAUAAUGUUUAUAGCAUUACUAAAAUGAUGCAAUUUAAGUAUUUUUUGUAUAGUUUUAAUGUUUACUUAAUUGAAACUGCAAAGACUAUCUACUUUGUCUAUUAUAAUGAAGUUUUAGGGCUUAUAAAAUGAAUUAUAGCAGCACAAUUUUAAAGAUUUAUAUAUUAUGAAUUCCGUAUCGUGAUCUGUGGCAGAAUAGUCGCCAAGUCUUGGCACAUUCCUGGCAGCAGCCUGUGAGAAACUAAAAAAAAGGAAUCAACUCAAAAGGUUGCAUUUUAUUAUGUUGUGCUACUGCAAUGUACUUGGCCUCAACUAGAAACCAAUACACAACAUUCUACUGUAAAAGUUAUGCUGCUAGCAGAUAUUCACUUGCUGGGACCACGUUUUGGCCAUUGGUUUGAUAAACUAAGGAGAGAGUGGCAAAUGUAUAGAACUUUCCAAACUGCAAUGAGUCUUCACAAUCCUCAAGCUGUUUUUAUAUUAGGUGAUAUAUUUGAUGAAGGCUAUCACUGCAGUGAUCAAGAUUUUAAUAAUUAUAUUAAACGUUUUUAUAGUUUAUUCUAUGUACCUGAAAAUACUAAGUUAUAUAUAGUCAUUGGUAAUCAUGAUAUUGGAUUUCAUUAUGGGAUAAGACCAGCCUUGAAAGAGAGGUUUAGUAAAGCAUUCAAUGUGUCAUCUGUUGAAAUGGUAACCAUGAAAGGGAAUAUAUUCAUCUUAGUCAGCAGUAUGGCAUUGCAUGGUGAUAACUGCUUUCUCUGUAAACCAGCCGAAGAGAAACUCAAACAAACCUCUCACUUACUCAAGUGUUCCAGGAAUCAAGGAGAAGGUGAUGACUGUAAAAAAUACAAAACUCUUCCACAAUAUAGUCCACCAAUAUUUCUACAGCAUUUUCCUCUGUACCGUCCAUCUGAUAGCCAUUGCAAAGACAUUGAUGCAGCUCCAUCUAAUAUCAUUAAUGAGCCUUUCAGAGAAUUUUGGGAUUGUUUAUCAAGAGGAUCAACUAAUAAAGUGCUGAGCUUACUUGAGCCGAGAGCCGCAUUUUCUGGUCACACUCAUCAUGGCUGUUUCACUGUUCACAGAGAACAGAUACCUGAAUGGACUAUUCCAUCUUUUAGCUGGAGAAAUAAAAAUGAUCCCAGUUUUAUAUUAGCUGCAUUUGCUCCUGAUACUUACAAAGUGACAAAGUGCUACAUGCCAAAAGAAAGUACGGUGAUAAGUAUUUACGUAGCUGGAAUUGUUCUCAUAAUGCUCUGGAUGUAUUUCAGUCGACACAGAUUCUUGAGGGGAGUCUUUUAUAAAGAUAAAUGAAUGUAUAUAAACCUGCGACAGAGUCUUUCAUUUUUAUAGCAAGUCUGUUACUUUAGUUUAAGAGUUUAAAUAAAGUUGUAUAUUUGUUAA
This is a messenger RNA of Parasteatoda tepidariorum (common house spider), 1502 nucleotides long. RefSeq names its product metallophosphoesterase 1. Gene Ontology annotation, molecular function: hydrolase activity. Gene Ontology annotation, biological process: GPI anchor biosynthetic process. Lineage: Eukaryota; Metazoa; Arthropoda; Arachnida; Araneae; Theridiidae. The record is from RefSeq and is a predicted model, not a curated record.